Sapajus apella (tufted capuchin) is the source of this 5674-nucleotide messenger RNA. RefSeq names its product ectodysplasin A2 receptor (gene EDA2R). The transcript is spliced from 7 exons. Gene Ontology annotation, molecular function: protein binding; tumor necrosis factor receptor activity. Lineage: Eukaryota; Metazoa; Chordata; Mammalia; Primates; Cebidae. Gene Ontology annotation, cellular component: plasma membrane. The coding region runs from base 108 to 1007 and encodes 299 amino acids. Gene Ontology annotation, biological process: positive regulation of canonical NF-kappaB signal transduction; tumor necrosis factor-mediated signaling pathway; positive regulation of JNK cascade. The record is from RefSeq and is a predicted model, not a curated record.
GGGGCGGAAGCUGGGUGGGUUGUUUGCUCUCCGCUGAGGUGGGUUUGUCCCGGAAUCCCAUUUUGCAAGCAAGAGCCAUCUACUCGUCCGUUACAGGCCUUCCCACCAUGGAUUGCCAAGAAAAUGAGUACUUGGACCAAUGGGGACGGUGUGUCACCUGCCAGCAGUGUGGUCCUGGACAGGAGCUAUCCAAGGAUUGUGGUUAUGGAGAGGGUGGAGAUGCAUACUGCAUAGCCUGCCCUCCUCACAGGUACAAAAGCAGCUGGGGCCACCACAGAUGUCAGACUUGCAUCACCUGUGCUGUCAUCAAUCGUGUUCAGAAUAUCAACUGCACAGCUACUUCUAAUGCUGUCUGUGGAGACUGUCUGCCCAGGUUCUACCGAAAGACACGCAUUGGAGGCCUGCAGGACCAAGAGUGCAUCCCAUGCACGAAGCAGACCCCCACCUCUGAGGUUCAAUGUGCCUUCCAGUUGAGCUUAGUGGAGGCAGAUGAACCCACAGUGCCCCCUCAGGAGGCCACACUUGUUGCAUUGGUGAGCAGCCUGCUAGUGGUAUUUACCCUGGCCUUCCUGGGGCUCUUCUUCCUCUACUGCAAGCAGUUCUUCAACAGACAUUGCCAGCGUGUUGCAGGAGGUUCGCUGCAAUUUGAGGCUGAUAAGGCAGCAGAGGAAGAAUCUCUCUUCCCCAUGCCACCCAGCAAGGAGACCAGUCCUGAGUCCCAAGUGAGUGAGAGCAUCUUUCAGACGCAGCCACUUAACCCUAUCCUCGAGGACGACUGCAGCUCGACUGGUGGCUUCCCCACACAGGAGUCCUUUACCAUGGCCUCCUGCGCCUCAGAGAGCCACUCCCACUGGGUCCACAACCCCAUCGAAUGCACAGAGCUGGACCUGCAAAAGUUUUCCAGCUCUGCCUCCUAUACUGGAGCUGAGACCUUGGGGGAAAACACAGCUGAAAGCACAGGAGACAGGCUGGAGCUCAAUGUGCCCUUUGAAGUUCCCAGCCCUUAACUCUAAUGAGGUCUCUUGGGCUCCUGGCAGCCUUGCCCAGUUGUUCUCUCUGGACUCUGCUUCCUUGUUCCUAUACCACAACAACAACAGGGGCCUGAAAUGUGUCCACAACAGCUAAUAUUCUACAGAUGGGGCACAUUCUAUCCCAUCUCACCAGAGAAUUGAUUCUCCAUUUCACCAGGACUGAUCUGCAGCAUUUCUUGCUUCCCCAUUGUAGCCUGGGGAGCCAGAUUUCCCAUUCUUGGGACUACCAGACAUGUUCCUAGCUCAACUUGAUUAUAGAAAAGAGAGAAGGACAGUGAAUGGGGUGGGGUUUUCAUGCCUGCAUUUUUGGUCAGGUAAGCCUCUCAGAAUUGUGUCGGCACAUCUACCCAGCACUUUAAGGACAAAAUCAAACCCUUCUCCCUUUUUAGCUCCUCAACACUGCCUCUUUCCUCAACACACAUGCGUGCACACACACACACACAUACACACACACACACGUAUUAAUAUCUAUCUUGGGGGAGGCCUGGUGCCAUAAUUCCCCAGCUCAUGUCUCAUAGACUUCACUAGUUGUGACAGCUCUGAAGCCAGCACAUUUGCUGAGGUCCUCUUCCCUACAAGUAGAUCUCUACCCUUAUUUAGUGUGGAUUUAAACUAGUGUCUUUUUUUUAAUGGUCCUUCUUAAAGUUACUUUCAACAUUUAUUUCUCUUCUCUUCCUGCCUCUUUUGUCCCUUCCAGGUUCCUCAUCUUCUAAAGCCCAAAACUCAGUCUCUAGACUCCAAGAUCAACUCAAAGCUCAGAGCCUUGGACUCUGGGUUGACAGUGAAGCUCCUGAGGUCUCAGGGACCGAAGAGCUAAAGUUCUCACUGAGGCCUGGCCUUAAGGCAGCUUAGGGACCAUUUUGUGCUUUAUUGGUUUGGAAAAAAAAAAAAUAGCAUUUCAUUGGCUCUUAAUACCAGUUUCCCAUGCUUCUCAGCAUGAAGAAAACUACUCUUUCCAUGGCUCUCUGAUAACAAACAGAGCAAAUGAGACCCUCAGGGCUCAGGUGCGAGCAUCACAAGUUAUUUUUAACUCUCCCCUUUUGUCCAUAAUGGGCCAAUUGGGCUGAUUCCCACUCCCUCAAAAUGUGUCAAGUUUGGAAAGAAAAAGCACUCAGACGAUUGGAGCAACUGGCUCCUUCACUUGAAAGCACCUUAUAUAGUCUGCGAUGUUAGACUUGACAAUUUGCAAAAAAUCAAGACAAGAUAGGGCACAGUUAUCCUAGGUUAAGAAUGCUGGAAUUCACUACAUUUAUGGGUGUCUUACUUUACGUUUUGCAAUAUGCUUUUAUAGUCAUCAUCUCAUUGGAUUUUUACACAGACCCAGAGGUGGGCAAGGCAGAGAUUAUCAUCCCCAGUUGACAGAUGAGAAAACUGAAGCCCAGAGAUGGAAAGUGAUUGGCUUUAAGCUAUUCAGUUAUCCAGAGGUGAACAGCAAGCUAGGGUGCCUUCAUGGCCUCUUCAAUAUCUUCAAAUCUUCAUUUUCUGGAAGAAAAUGUUAUGGGGUAGGAGGAUGUUUUGUUUUCUUGCCAUAUCUGUUUGAGAAAACAACUCUUUCGGAAAGGAAAAGGGAUAGAUAGACAUAUAAGGCCCUUUUGCCUGAAUAUGAAUGAGGUAAUGUCCUUGCCCAUCAUAUGAAGCCUGUUCUCUCUUUGUCCUGCCAGUUUCCCACUCCUCUUUCUGCCAGCCUGGUACAUUCUCUGCCAGGUUGGACCACAGUGGAAAGCUAAGAGAUUUGCCAUUCAUCACUGUCCCAAAGAGGUUAGAAAAUGUGAAGGGUUGAGAGGCUAGACAGGGCUCUUUCUUCCUGUCUUUUUUUUUCUUUUUUUUUUUUGGUCCCUUGGGUGUGAAAGAAGGGAUAUAGGCUAGAGCCAGUAGGAGCAUUCAUUUUCCUUUCUCCCACUUACCUCCCACUCCCCAGUUCCCCCACUUCUCCUUUCUGCAAUUUGAGUCUCUAAUUUUAGUUUGGGUGACUUGAGGCUUUAACUUUAUUUAAAAGUCGGAAUGGGCAAUUAUCCCAUCUUUAAAAGCCUAGACAGAUACUGUAAAUGUUUGGGCAAAACUGUCAAUAACAAUUUAGCGCUUUACAGUUUUAAAAAACCUCAUUGAUACAUUAUGCUUAUUUUAAAUAUGAGGAAACUGAGGCCAAAACAAUAGUGACUUACUCAAAGUAAUUCAUAUUUGAGAAAGAUAGUACGGCCUGCACAUCCACCCACAGACCCAAGUGUGCAUUUCCUGACUGAGAGCAGAGGCCAGAGAAGGGCAGCUAGAGCAGAAACUAGGCUUGGCUAUGGCAUUGAGACAAGCGGGGUUGUUGAAAGGCCCUCUUUAGUUAUUUCUCCUCACUAGACACUGUGUAAAUGAUCCUUAAAAGAUCAUUAAGGAGCAUGGGAGAGAGAUUAGGAGAUUAAGACAGCCCAUCCCCACUCGCAGGAAAAGUAGCUGGCCCCAUAGUUUGUUGAGUGUCUCCGAGGCAGCAGUGUAGUCUCCUAUGGAAAAAAAAAAAAAUAGCACAUGAUUUCAUCUGCAUCUUAGUUCAGUUGGGGCAGGAUAAAUAAUUUUUUACUUUUCUCUCCCUCUAUUUCUCACCCCCUACAGAUUAUAAGUUUUCUUCUGCCUUCUUCUCUAGACUCACUGCACUCCCUGGGGCAGUUGUAGGGUAUUGUAUAUGUUUGAAGAACAAUGGUCCUGCUCUACAGCAUAGGGCAGGGCAAACAUUUUCCCUCUAGAUCCCCUGGGCCUCGUCCUGUAUUCUUGGUGCUCUCCACCCUCAGCAGGAAGGAGGGCUGAAGUUUGCCAUUUUGGAACCUUACAGAACAUUUCUGAACCAAAGUAAUCUUCCUUCUGGAGCCUGGGUUUCCCAGGCUACCUCCCAGCAGUCCCUCAAAGACAGCCCUCAAUCCAUUUAGGGAUAUCUGAGUAUGCCUCUUUCUAUUGAAAUAUCAAUUGAAUCUCAGCUGUCUCACCACUGUUCCCUUUGAUUCUUUCUCAGUUAUCUUUUUACCUUUAGUUUCCACCUAUACAUCUCAUGCUCAGAGAAAAACAAGUUCCAUGGAGGUUGUAUUCUUUAUUAUCUGAGAAUCUGUCUGAAACUUGUACAGUUAGCUCCUGUCCCACAAGUAUUAGGUGGUUCAUUAAGUACAUUAGGCAGAAUGUGCACUUCAUCACUAGGUUCUAGCUCUGGCAAAAGAGUGCUCUCUACGUCGAGAUUUUUGCUUUUAGAGUUUUGUUAAAUACUUUAGAGUUUUAAUACAUAAAUACUUUUAGUAAAUACUUUAGUCCGUCUACAAAGAGUGAUUAAGGGCCCCUGAGGCAACCAAUUGAUCAGAUUGCUAAAAGUACUUGGGAAAAAAGCAAAAAAGUUCUCAUUGUACUGGACUGAGGAUUAGAAGCAAUUAAAAUAGAAGCUUGUACCAAGCAAGCAGCCUGGCCCCGCAUAUGUCUUAGCAAAUAUGUGGCAACCAACGGUUUAGGCCUUGGCCUUUAGGUGCUGUGUUUUUUGGUGGUGUGUUUUGUUUUGUUUUGUUUUGUUUCUGCUACAGUUUAUUAUUAUCUCACUGACUUUCACUGAUCCUGUUUACACCUUCUGGGAGAAGUAGUAGUAUCCAGAGAAAGGAUGAUUCUGCUUGAGCAGGCUGCGGGUGCUGUGGGUGUUCAAAGGCUGCCAUGUGGUUGGCAGUAGUUCAAGCCCACAUUUAACACCACUGCUCUAGAGGAAAGAUAAUGGUUGUAACACAAUAAUAAUAAUAACAAUAUGAUAAAAUGCCAGAGCCAGCCUUCUUCACUGUGCUUGCUCAUGGCACGAAUAUUAUGUGAACAGCCCAAGCCAUACCCAGAAUCACCUUAAUUCCAACUUUUUAUGGGUCAGCAAUUGGAGGUGGCAAUUGGCUUUGCAUUUUAAGGUAUUUUGGGCAAAGGUGAAGUGAAGGAUGUUUUGCUUUAUAAUUUCCGGUUGGGCCAUGGCAAAUGUCAUAGUUGAGUAUUUCCUUCAGGAGAGUUCUUUUUACAGUUUUCCUUUUCAAUGCUUUUAAAGUUUGGGACAUAUUUGUUUGAGCACUAUGCUUUUAUGUGUUUUUCGACAAAGGGGUUAUUGGUCAGUGGAAGCACAAAAUACACUUGAUAGAAACAUUUUUAACACACCCUUGAGCCUAAACAAUAGUUAAAUUGUCUUCAUAUGAACUAGCAAAAGAAAAAAAAUGUAGUUUUUGUUUGUAAGGAAGUGGGAAAGUAUUCGUUGAGAAUGAAUUGGGUUUUUUGGUUUACUGUUUUUCUCUCCAUACACCUUGACUUGGAUUUUGACAGGAGGGAGUCUGGGAAAACAAUUUUUUCUUCCAGGAUUCUCAGAUCCAGGCUAGGAAAGGAUUCGGUACUGCAGCAUACCCCUCCACAACAGACAGCCCUGGCACAUUGAGAUCAAAUCCCUCUUGUUCCCCUCCUCCCUGCCAACCCCACCUCACUAGCUAAGUCUUCGGUGUUUUACAUUGAAUAUUGGUAUAUUUUAAUUAUUUUUUUCUCAUAAAUGUGUUAUUUAUAGAUAUUUUGUUAAAUCUUGAGCCAUAUGCAUGUGUAGAUACUGGCAGAGCUAUGUUUGUUUAUGAUUCUCUGCAAGCAUUUUAUAUUGGCCAAUAAACAGAAAUAUAUCCAAA